AUGGCAGCGACGUUCGCUAGCACAGUCCUUGGCCAGCCCACUAUCGCGGCCAUGGUCUUUGAGCUGCAGUUUGGCAUGUAUGAAGACGUGCGUUCGGCCUUCCGCGCCUGCGACGAGCUCGUCGAGUUCAACAAUACUGGCGCCCAGUACAAGUUUGACGUGAUGUUUGCCAAGACAUUCACAUCCAGCGACACCGCGUGGGAGCGUCCCGGGCCUUUCCACGGCCACUUGUACGGUCUACACUGCCGCCAGCGCGACCACCGGCUGCCUCUGCACAUGGCCAUCGCUGCCGGCUCGAUGCACCUCACGAAGCGCAUGCUCGGGUGCCGGCCCGACCUUGCUUCGAACGACGCGAUCCUCGUGGCCUUGUCCAAGAACCGGCUCGAGAUUGCCGAAUGGUUGCUGGACCACCGAGCGAUGCAACCCAAGCUCUAUCAACGCACCGACCUCAACGAACAUGACCACCGAUUGCGAUGUGUCUACAAUGCCCUGGACAGCAUUUUGCCCGUCGUCCUCACACGCGACGACACGAAGGGCCUCGAGCUGCUGCAGCGCUUUGGUCCGUGCCCUGACGGAAUGGAUCACGGGGCUCUCCGACGCGCCGCGUACAUCGCCACGCGCGAGAACUUGACGCUCGCACUGGACGUCUUUCCGUGGUUCCACGACCCGCAUCUUAUGGACGACAUUGCGGGUCGAGGUUUCUUGUCGCUCGUCCAGUCGCUGCACGAACGCCACUUUGAGUGCUCGACGUACGCCAUGGACAACGCUGCUGCGAGCGGUCAUUUGGAGGUUGUCCGCUUUCUUCAAGUCCAUCGGACGGAAGGCUGCACGGCCAGCGCGCUCAACAGCGCGAUUUGCCACGGGCAACUCGACGUUGUCCGCUUCCUUCUCAAGCACCGCACGGAAGUCGCAUCGCCCUACAGUCUUGAGAGUGCCGCCGGUCGCGGUCACUUGGACGUUGUGCAGUACCUCCACAGUCUCGGGACCUUUGCCUGUACGGCGUUGGCCAUCGAGGACGCGGCGGAAGCGGGCCAUUUGGAGGUCGUCAAGUUUCUUUUGGCCCACCGAAAUGAAGGCUGCCGCCGCGACCGCGUCGUGGCCAAGGCUCUCGAGGGCGGGAGUCUGCGCGUGGCAGAGUACCUUAUGUCACUUGGGUACCCGCUUGUGACGUCUGGUAUCCUCUGGAGCGAGGGUUGCGACGUCUUUCGCAAGCCCGACAUGGUUGGCGUCCUUCGGCUCCUCGUCGCCCACGGCGAGCCCUGGGACGAGUUCUGGCUGCUGGAAGCGUGCGAUUGCAACAACGUGGCGCUUGUCCAGUUUAUUCACGCGAACUCGGACGCGAUGUGCCACCCGGAAAAUUUGGCGCGAGCUAUUGAGAACGAGGCGUGGGCCAUUGUGGACUAUCUUUUGGCCCACUGCACGGUCGACAUCUCGGACGAGUCGCUGCAGGCAGCGCUACGCGGCGGUCGCGUGGACCUUGCAACGCGGCUACUGGAGCGCCAGCCCGAGCUCGGACGCAACGGCUCGUUGCUUUUGAACGCGCUGAAAGGCCAGCACGUGGAGGUGAUGCGGUACCUCCUCGCUGCUGGCAUUGGCAACCCGGCUGAGUGCCUCGUCGACGUUGUGGGUCGUCGAAACUAUGUGACGGCGAGCAAGCUCUUGCUGCCGUACUGCAUGGACCCGACGAACCCUCUUCAAAAUAUGAUCUUCCUCUUGCGCGUGAUUGCGCUGCCCGACCGCCGCCGCAAGACGACGCUCCAGGUGAUCGCGCCCGAGCUCACGUACCAAGGGAAGGUGCUGAGUUUGAGCGUUCAGCUCGCACCGAGCGUGGCCCUGCGUGCGACAACACUCUUUGAGGCGGACGAGGUUGUCGACUGGGCGUUGGCGCUCGUCGUCGGUCAUCUCUGGGGGACGGACGAGACGGUCUCCACCGAAGACCUGACGAAAUGGACGGCUAUGGUUGAAAACACGGAGCUCAAGUCGCAGCUCACGCGUCUCCUCGCUGGCAAGCGCAAACUCUCGAGCGAAGACCAAGGUUAG
Messenger RNA from Saprolegnia parasitica CBS 223.65, 2040 nucleotides. RefSeq lists its product as hypothetical. The record is from RefSeq and is a predicted model, not a curated record. The transcript is spliced from 2 exons. Bases 1 to 2040 code for a protein of 679 amino acids. NCBI's taxonomy places the organism in Eukaryota, Oomycota, Saprolegniomycetes, Saprolegniales, Saprolegniaceae. Gene Ontology annotation, molecular function: protein binding.